Messenger RNA from Peronospora matthiolae, 240 nucleotides. Lineage: Eukaryota; Oomycota; Peronosporomycetes; Peronosporales; Peronosporaceae. The record is from the annotation of a GenBank genome assembly.
AUGACUCAAGCCCGUCUCAGUGAACAGGAGGCGGAAUUCACAGUCGCAACUGAACAGCUGUGUUUGCAGCACGGCGGUCGUUUGGCUUACAGUAGUUGCCGAGCAUCGUCGAAGUGUCGCGGGAUAAAAACUCCACACACGACGUCGACGAAUGUCAGAAAGCGCGUGUGUAAUGAGGCAACCUCCUCCGUCAUUGGACAGGAGCUGGAGAAACGCGGCUGGACGGACCCUGCCAACUAA